AUGGACGUCUCUUCGGAGGAUGAGGAUGAAGCAGCCCACCCGCGCAAAAAGCGUGCGGUCGAUCCCAACAAUAGCGGCACCGCGACGGCUGCUCCAGCACCACCACCACCUGCCCCCAAAUGGUCCAAUCCCGACCCCUAUACUGUCUUGCCUCCUCCGGACGAGACCCAGUCGAAGAGAGUGGACGUCGUCAAAUUGAUUCGCAAGGCCCGCAUUGCUGCAACCGCGGCACAACCCACACAGGAAGAUGCGGUGAAGACCAACGAGGACUUUAUCUCGCUAAGUGGCUUGGUUGAUGAAGAUGAAGGCGGUGGAAACGCGCCCGAAGGAGCGCCAACCGGUCCUAGGCGCCAGCUAGAGGGUAAAGACUCGGCGUUUGGAAGCAGAAAGAGGACAUACGAUGAUGAGAUCAAGGGUGUCUCUAAGAAGACUGGGAAGCCGUUGAGCAAAUACUAUGAUGAUGGCUCAAUUAUUGACGAGUGGAGAGCCCGUUCAUCGGAAAAUGCAACACCGUGGGCAAGUAGCAUGGCUCCCAGUCUGCAUGUGGGCGCAAGAUGUCAUUCUGACCAAAGCAGGCUGCACAAUGAGAUUCUGAGCUUUUACCACUGGGUCAAACCGGUGCGCUAUGAACAAAUCGUGCGAGAGGACUUGGUGGCGAGGCUACAGGCUGCAUUCCAGAGCAGGUACUAUGGGGUGCAGCUUCGGCCAUUUGGCUCCUUUGCCUCGGGUCUAUACCUACCCACCGCCGAUAUUGACCUUGUUCUGCUCUCCACAAACUUCAUGCGCAACGGUAUCAAGACAUUUGGUGAACGGAAAGGCCAGAUCUACGCAUUCUCUGCAUUCCUGAAGAACCUGAACAUAGCGGUGCCCAAUUCUAUCGAGACGAUCGCACAUGCCCGAGUACCUAUUCUGAAGUUCGUGGAUAAAUUGACCGGUCUGAGAGUGGACUUGUCCUUCGACAACGACAGUGGGCUAGUGGCCAACGAAACCUUCCAGCAGUGGAAGGCUGAGUAUCCUGCGAUGCCUGUUAUCGUGUCUGUCAUUAAGCAAUUCUUGCUUCUUCGAGGCCUCAAUGAAGUCCCAACUGGCGGCUUGGGAGGGUUUUCCAUCACUUGCCUCGUCACAAGUCUUUUGCAGCACCUGCCGCAUGGCCAUGGGACGCCAAAUUUGGGCAGCGUUUUGAUGGAUUUCUUCGAGUUUUACGGUAACGGUUUUGAUUACGAUUCCGUUGGAAUACGCUUCAACCCACCGGGCUACUUCAAUAAGAGAGUCUACAAGCUUUCUUUCAACAACAGUCCCCGUCUGUCGAUUGAGGACCCCAACAAUGCCGACAAUGAUGUCUCUGGUGGAACACGGGAAAUUGCGUUGAUUUUCAGAGCCUUCUCAGAAGCCUAUCAACGUCUCAAGGAGCGCAUGAUAUCCACAGCCACAGCAGGCCAGACGCAGGCCAGCAUUCUGGAAGCCAUCAUUGCUGCAAACUAUGAAGAGUACACCGAGCAACGGUGGCAGCUCAAGCAGGUCUUUGACACCGACGAAAGAUUUGCCCGGUACCGUCGGGCUUCCACUCCUCCGCCGCCUCCUCCCGACUCUCCUCCGGCUGAUGCGGCUCCACCGCUCCCUCCUAAUCCCCCUCCUGCUGCACCAAAGUCGCAGAAGGAUAAGAUGACCAAGCUACAGAAAAAGCAACAAGCUGCACGGGAACGUUCGGCUCGUCUCAAGCGCUUGCGUCCCGACAUACCAUCCAUUCCCUAUUCGAUCAGCAAUGAGCAGGCUAUCAGUCUAGGCGGCUACAAGUCGCAAUCAGAUAUGGACAGAGACCUUUUGAUGCGAGAGAAGGGGAUGUAG
Messenger RNA from Aspergillus niger, 1845 nucleotides. RefSeq lists its product as uncharacterized. Gene Ontology annotation, molecular function: poly(A) RNA polymerase activity; mRNA binding. Lineage: Eukaryota; Fungi; Ascomycota; Eurotiomycetes; Eurotiales; Aspergillaceae. The transcript is spliced from 3 exons. The coding region runs from base 1 to 1845 and encodes 614 amino acids. The record is from RefSeq and is a predicted model, not a curated record. Gene Ontology annotation, biological process: RNA 3'-end processing. Gene Ontology annotation, cellular component: TRAMP complex; nucleolus.